UCUGGCAACCUUAUUGUUCGGCGGGUUGACUGACUCUGUCUGCUUAGCUUGCCGCCUGCGCGAUUUUUGGGGUUUUCGCGCCUCAAUUAUUUAUUUUAUGUAAUUAUAAUUCAUGUUAAUAACAUUCCAAUAUGGGUGCAUAUUUGUCUGAGCCCGUUACUGAAAAAGUGUCCAGCGAUGAAGCUAACAAUAAACUUGAGUGCGGCGCAAGCUCCAUGCAGGGAUGGCGUGUCAAUCAAGAGGAUGCACACAACACAAUUCUUGAGUAUGACGCCAACACAUCGUUCUUCGGCGUGUAUGAUGGUCAUGGGGGAGCAGAAGUGGCCACAUAUUGUUCGCAAAACCUGCCGAACUUCAUCAAAAACACAGAAGCAUACAAAAGUGGGCAGUUAACAAAAGCAUUAGAAGAUGCCUUCCUCGAGUUUGAUGCUACAAUUGCCACAAAAGAAGUCAUGGACAUCUUAAAACAACUAGCUGGUGAAAUAAAUCCACCAGGUCAAAGUGAUAAUGAAGAAGAUUCAGAAGACGACAAUGUGAGCAACUUGUAUCAAGAAGCUAGACUUCCAUUACAGGAGGUGCUGGCGAAAUACGAGAACAAACUGGGUACAAUUCAUCGCGCACGUCUUGGUGAUAGCGCCACGCCGUUGUCUCCCUGUCUUCGCGCCAAGAAGACUGAUGAAGCCGGUGGUUCAGGUUCCCAAGCUGGUGCCUCAAGCUCCAGUUCUGGUAUCGCGUUUGCGGCUGGCUCGAGCUCUGAACAACCAAGUGGAGAGGCUUCUUCCAGCAAGAAUGGCAUGUCAUCAACUCAAGAGCCAGCUGAAGCCAGCACAGCUGAUGAAGACACAGGAGGCGUAUCCUCAACUAACAAUGAAGAGGACAAGGAUGUGAAUGGCGAAGUGUCGACAAGUGAACCUGCUGAGAAGGUGAAGGAACCUGUCGUAGAAGAAAAGAAAGAAAGCUCAACUGUUCCCGACAGCUCUGAAGACAACUGUCUACAGCCAGAACAGAGUGAAGAUGCCAAGAGCACCGUAGCUGCGGGUAAUGGUGCUGCUUCCGAGGUCUGCAAUGGAGAAGUAACAGACUCCAAACAAGUUGAUGGGGAAGAGAGCAAUAUCACAUCGUCCAAUGGUUCUGCAACACCAGCCAAGUCAGGAAAAGCUAAGGAUAAAACUGCAGCAGUAUCAAGUUCAGAAGCCAAACCCAGUGGACGGCCCAAGGACGCUAAGAUCAGACGUGCUGCCGCUGCGGUGUACGAGUCUCUGCUGCGUCACGCUGCCGAUGAAGACGAUGACGAGAGCGACUCCAACGACGAAACCUUCGAGGGAGGCGAGAUCAACUCCUCCGACGAAGAAAAUGUUAAUGGCGUUGAGGAGUCCUCAAAUGAUGGUGAUGGUGAGGAAGAUGAAGACGAAGAAGAUAUAGAGGCUGAAUCAAGUGAUGACGAUGGGGAAGAAGAUAUUUCUAUGACUGAGGAGCCUGGCAAUGAUAGUGGUUGCACAGCCGUUGUAGCUCUGCUCAGAGGUAAUGAACUGUAUGUUGCGAACGCCGGAGACUCGCGUUGCAUAAUUUGCAGAGAAAGCAAGGCUAUAGACAUGUCAAUAGAUCACAAACCAGAGGACAGUCCGGAGCUCGAAAGAAUCACGAAGGCGGGAGGUAAAGUCUCAAAUGACGGUCGCAUCAACGGUGGUCUCAACUUGUCCCGUGCAAUCGGCGACCACUCGUACAAACAGAAUAAGGAGCUCGGUGCUAAAGAGCAAAUGAUCACCGCAUUUCCUGAUGUUAAGACAUUAACGAUUGACCCAGAAAAGGAUCAGUUCAUGGUGCUAGCCUGCGACGGUAUUUGGAACUUUAUGACUAGUCAAGACGUUUGCGACUUUAUUCUACCGAGGUUAGCCGAAGGUCGGGAGAGGUUGUCGCAGAUUUGUGAGGAGAUGUUUGACCACUGCUUAGCUCCAAGCACGGUGGGCGAUGGAACUGGGUGCGAUAAUAUGACAGCUAUUAUUGUACGAUUUAAAAAUGGGUUAAUUAGUGAAGUGGGGCAGCACUCAAAUAAUGCUGAGGGAUCUAAGAAACGUGUUGCUGAAGAAGAACCUAGCCAGGAGGAGCAACAAGAGACCAAAAGGCAAAAGAUUGAUGAUCCUCUCUCAAGUUCAGUAGUGACGUCGAGUGUCUAACCCUCCCAAACAUUAUAGACAAAAGUGUUCAAGUCACACAUAGUAUUUGUGAAAUGUAUGGUGGAUACGUUGUAAUUUAAAUUAUGAUAAUACGACAGGAAGUCACACAAGGGUUUCUUCAAGCAUAUUCUUUAAUUGGUAAUAAUUUAUCAUUUACACUGAGCAAUAUUUUGCUAUGAAAAUCUCCCUCGGAUCUUAAAUAUUUGGUCUUGUCGACAUUGCCUUAUCUGGCUUUACUAGAGACAGUCAUUAAAGAAUAGUUGUGUUGUGAAAACUCGGUGAGUAGGCAUGUAGAGGUAUAGACAAAGCAUAGAAAACAAGAAGUCAAGCACAUGAUCUUGGUGACGUAGUGUUUAUAAAUAAAAAAGGACCAUCGCAGCACGCCAGUCAACUAGACACAAUAGCGCCUCUAACAUAAUCCAAGCAUUUAUACAUUAAAUGAUAGUUUCUUGCAAUUGAUAAUGUGACUGAUAUGUACACUUACUACUGAUGUACUAAUCGCGAUAAUAGGAAAGUGAUUGAAACUUGGUGAUCAUGCAUAUUAUGCUGUCACAAGUAAAAAGAAGAUACAUGAUGGAGGAUGGAGGGGGAGAAAUAAUGAUAAUUUCCAGAACUGAUUGUUGACGAUAGCAACUAGUUAGUAAGCUAAGCUGUAAGUGUAAGUUACAGAUUUAUUAUGUACGAUCUAAUUACUUUAAGUCCCACAAUUUAUUACAGAGUAAAGAUUAUUCUUGUUUUUUGUUGCUUGAACUGGCAUUUUUUGUUUUCUUUUUUUAUGAAAGUCAAUAUAGACAAGUAGUAUUUCAAUGUUUGCUUAUUGAUAAAUUUGUGAGUAGUGAGGCUUGCGUCGCAGUAUUUUUAGACGGCAGCGUUGACUCUAGUAAACUGAACUCACAGAAAGUAGCAGAAUAAAAAUUUGUGCCACUAUUUAUUGAUUUUCAUAAUUUUUUGUAAAAGGUAUUUUGUUAUAAUGACGUGGUUAAAAUGUGUAUUUUGACUAAGAUAUUUAAUUGACUAAUAAUUCGAGGUUGGCUCGUGAAAUCUCAAAUAUUGGCUGUUCGCAGUUAGGAUACUAGCCCUAAAUGGCCAUAUUUGGGGAUUGGUAUAAAUAUGUGAAAUUAUGACAUUGGCAUGUUCCUACGUAAAAUUGAAUGUUAUUAAAUUUGGAAUCAAGGGAAUGUAUGUAUAUUUCAAUUAUUUAACUGUGUUACUCUGUAGUAAUAAGUAGUUAUAUUUUUGUAAUCACAGGUAUUGUAUAAUAAACUUAAUUCCUACUAAGUUUUGUGAUUAGGUUAUGACUCCCACAUUGACUUAUUUCAGUAGAAAUUAAUUGAAAAAUCAACUGCAAAAUAAAUUCAAUAACCCCAACAUAGCAAUAACAAUGACGAUUUACAGUCUGUGUUAAUUUAUGUGUGUUUCAGCAAAAAAUACAUUUUUACCGACUGA
This is a messenger RNA of Trichoplusia ni (cabbage looper), 3620 nucleotides long. RefSeq names its product probable protein phosphatase 2C 11. Gene Ontology annotation, molecular function: cation binding; protein serine/threonine phosphatase activity. The coding region runs from base 132 to 2174 and encodes 680 amino acids. The transcript is spliced from 10 exons. NCBI's taxonomy places the organism in Eukaryota, Metazoa, Arthropoda, Insecta, Lepidoptera, Noctuidae. Gene Ontology annotation, biological process: protein dephosphorylation. The record is from RefSeq and is a predicted model, not a curated record.